AUGGAAAAAAACUCUUAUCCUCCACAACGAGUCAACAACACCCAGUCUUCACCCACUGAAGGGAGAUUGAAGCAGCGGUCAAACAGCCUCACUGACCCCGCGACGUCCACGGGCGAUUCCCGCGAGAUCGGCGUUGUCGUCUUCCUUAUUCCCACCAUGUUUGCGGUUUUCCCAGUGUCCACAGUACCACAGCAGAACAACCUCGUCCACCCAGGGUGGGUCAGGACACCCCAGUCUUUCUCAACGGGCCCGGCAUGCCCCCCCACUUCGGAGAGGAUCUGGAAUCCUAGAAGGGAAAGGAAAAAGGCCUUGUUUCCGACAGGCCUUGUUUCCGACGAGAGAGAGGGCGGAGAAAGAUCAGAGCCAGGAGCCCUGGGAAGAGGAACCAGGGGCGGGAUGAAAUCAGUCGAAAGGGCCAAUGUCGGUGAAUUUGACCUUUUUUCUCCACAACUACAUCUGCCUGCCAACAAAAACUUACACGGCAUAUUGGAAGGCAAAGACAAACGGACCUCGGGCGCGCCCGAGCUUUUUUCUUUCUUUGCGUUCUUCUGCCGCUCCCGGACCCCCUUUUUUCCUUCUGGAACUUCCGUUGCUUGUGGAGCAUACAAGUUUAACGACCAAAUCGGCGGCGCCGAUGACGGAAACAGGGAGCCGGCCUGUCUGCCUACUGACAUUUCAUCAUCAUCCACCGUUCCGCCCACCGUAUACUACAUACGACGCGAGCAAGGGGUGGCGGCGGCGGUGGUGGUGGUAAUUCUUUCCGCGUCCCUUCUUCUUUCUCCACAGCCGGGAAUAAUGGCAGAUUGCAAGCCACACGGCACCGCCAGGGAGUUACACUGCAAGAACGAUGGGGGGAAGGGGAGGCAAGGGGGGUACUCGGGACGACCGAGCCGGAGCGGUGUGGAACUGCGGAACCUGCGGCGGUCGGCGCCGGCAGGUCUGUUCUUCAUGGGUAUCAAUAACCUCUAA
Messenger RNA from Colletotrichum lupini, 969 nucleotides. RefSeq lists its product as uncharacterized. The transcript has 9 exons. Lineage: Eukaryota; Fungi; Ascomycota; Sordariomycetes; Glomerellales; Glomerellaceae. The coding region runs from base 1 to 969 and encodes 322 amino acids. The record is from RefSeq and is a predicted model, not a curated record.